Messenger RNA from Mizuhopecten yessoensis (Yesso scallop), 1292 nucleotides. RefSeq names its product protein rogdi-like. The coding region runs from base 56 to 892 and encodes 278 amino acids. The record is from RefSeq and is a predicted model, not a curated record. Lineage: Eukaryota; Metazoa; Mollusca; Bivalvia; Pectinida; Pectinidae. Gene Ontology annotation, cellular component: RAVE complex. The transcript is spliced from 12 exons.
CUCUUUUACCCGGAAAAUAGAAAAAAAAUUGUAGACGAAAACAUGAAAUUUUGAGAUGGAAGAAAAUGCUGAAGAAAUCGAGGUGCUGAGAAAAGAACUGGAAUGGCUCCUCCAAGAGCAGGUGCAUCAAGUUCUGGAGGAAGUUCACGAGACACUUGUGGAAUGCUGUCGAAGGUUUCUGAUAAAAGCAAGUCCAGAUUUUUCGUUUGAGAAUCAGGAGCAGAUAACUCGAAAUCAACAAGAUGGUGGAGAUCACAGCCUGGUUCAUUCUCAGAGAAUCCUCAUGUCAAGUCCAAAUGGAGGCAUCAACCAGGUGAAGUGUGUGAUAACAUUACUCGGAGACAGUAUAUGUGAUGCAGAUAUAACCUUCAAACACAAGCAAGGAAAAGAUCACAGUCAGUUUAGGACAGGAUUUGGACAGGAGAGGGUGUGGAAACUACAACAGAUCCAGGAUGCCAGCAACUUCCUGUACACUGCCAGACUACAGGUAGAGGGCCAAGAUAGGGACCACACAUACAAAAGUGCCAAGGAAGUGAUAUUGAUCCUGGAUGAAGUGAUGAAGAACCUUACCCAGGGCCGAUCCUGCUUAGCGUUUCCCAAACGAAAAUCUAUAGAUGAGCUUGUAAAUAAUGUAAAUAUGCAAAUGUUGUACCCUCAUGUGCCAAGUGAUGUAGCGCUUAGUUUCUAUGUUCAUUCCUCAAAGUUGGUCCUGGCUUUGUAUCACCUUCAUUUGAACGGUCAGCAGCGAAUGGACAUCACGUCCAGGAAUCAGGUUGAGUGUACUAUACAGUGGUUAAAUGAAGCGGUGAUGUUGUUUACUCUUGCCCUCCAGAAGUGCCAGCAACUCAAAGAUAAGAUUGUUGUACUCCAGCAGUAUGAAAAAGUGUUAUGACGACGGCAGUUAGAUUUAACACCACCACCACGUCACUGUACAAGUUUAUACACAGGUGUAUGAUCAUCCUUUAUGUCCGGUCUACAGUGAAUUGUAACAAAGUUAUUUAUAAUCAGAACACAUUUAUAAUUUGAAACAUCAAGUAGUGUGUUAGUCAUAAGAGAAAUAAUUCUGUCUCUGAAAAACAUUCUGAAAUUAUGAACACUGAGAAUUCUUUAUAAGAGACUGUAGCAUUCCUAUGGUUUAUGCGAGGGCCCAGUUUAGUUAAAAGUCUGAUUACAGUAACAACAACUUAAUAUAACUUCAAUCCAGUCCAAAAAAUGUUAAAAUUUGUAAAUAAAUUUACAUAUACAGGGAUUCAAAAUGACCCCCAAAAGGAACAUAAAAAAAGCUGACAAUC